This is a messenger RNA of Opisthorchis viverrini, 2188 nucleotides long. RefSeq lists its product as hypothetical. NCBI's taxonomy places the organism in Eukaryota, Metazoa, Platyhelminthes, Trematoda, Opisthorchiida, Opisthorchiidae. Gene Ontology annotation, molecular function: phosphatidylserine decarboxylase activity. The transcript is spliced from 3 exons. The record is from RefSeq and is a predicted model, not a curated record. Gene Ontology annotation, biological process: phosphatidylethanolamine biosynthetic process. Gene Ontology annotation, cellular component: mitochondrion. The coding region runs from base 439 to 2028 and encodes 529 amino acids.
CGGAAGACCAUUGAAUAGCCGCUUCCAAAUCUGCCUCUUGGGGUAUGAAAAUGAGCAGUUUCUGAGCCAGCAAACGGCCACAAAUAAUCGUGACACUUAGCCGACGCAAUAGAGCAGCUGAGAAUUCGUGCAAUUCCUCAAGCUGCUUCCUGAACCCAUGACAUACUUCAGAAAAAUAACAUGGAUCACAAGUCGUCUGGCAGUGAGCUUUGCAAAGAUGUUUCAGAUUCAGGCCCAUUGUGUUUAGGUGUGGGCUUUCGGAAGACCAUUGAAUAGCCGCUUCCAAAUCUGCCUCUUGGGGUAUGAAAAUGAGCAGUUUCUGAGCCAGCAAACGGCCACAAAUAAUCGUGACACUUAGCCGACGCAAUAGAGCAGCUGAGAAUUCGUGCAAUUCCUCAAGCUGCUUCCUGAACCCAUGACAUACUUCAGAAAAAUAACAUGGAUCACAAGUCGUCUGGCAGUGAGCUUUGCAAAGAUGUUUCAGAUUCAGGCCCAUUGAUGGGGAAUACGACCAAUACUCUCGAAAGGAGAAGAGCGAAGAAUGGUAAAACCGUCGGACAAAGCCGUUUCUCCGCAUUGGAACCAUUGGGAGGGGGGUUGUAUGACACAGGGCCGCCAAUCGCUGCCACACACGCUACGAACAACAAUGGCCUCAGUGGAUGGCAUUGCGUUAAUCUCUUCCGCCAGGUCACGGUUUCGGCGUUCAUCUACUACCUACUUUAUUGGUUAGGCAUAAUAUAUCUACUGAAAAUAAUUUUCCGGAAUUUACCACUGAGAACAACUUCAAGGUUGGUGGGGAGGAUAGCGAGAAUCCGACUUCCUUACUGGAUGCGUGAACCGGUCUUCCGAGCAUACGGGUGGCUGUUCAAAGUGCAACUAAGCGAAUCGGAAUAUCGCGAUGAUCUCACAAAAUACGACACAAUUUCAGCUUUUUUUCUGAGACGGCUUGCGUCAUCUGCUCGUGUCGUGGAUUCCAGUGCUUGUUUGGUGAGUCCCGCGGAUGGUACUGUCUUAAGCUGUGGUGUCGUUAAAGCUGGUCAUCUUGAGCAAGUCAAAGGAAUAUUUUACUCUUUGAGUGGCUUACUUGGACCAAAUACUUGGGGGAGAAUGACACCAGAGUCGAGGCCUCAACACAACCCUGUCGGUAUCGAGCUUAGCAAAACGUAUGUGCCAUGCAUAACAAGUCAAGGACCAGGUAACUUACCGGUUGUUUUCGUAAAAUCUGAGGACCAAACUCAAACCCCGCCAAAACGAAAGCAAAGAAGGGGAAAAUCAUCCUACGCGUCUUCCUGCAAUCUUCGUCUGGAAGAUAUGAUGUAUGCCGAAGGCCUUCUACUGCAUCAGAAUCAACAUGGAAUGGAAAGUCAAAACAAGAACGAAGCAUCUCGACGUGCAAGAACUAAGUCCGCGGACUUGGGAGUAGGAGCGAAAAUUUUGCCUGUUUCAAGAGACGUCGUUGCGGUACACGAGCAAAAGACAGGACUUUAUCAUCUUUUGAUCUACUUGGCUCCUGGUGACUACCACCGAUUUCACUCUCCGACAAACUGGUCAAUUUUCAUGAGAAGACACUUCCCAGGAAAACUCUAUCCAGUUUCACCGAACUUCCUGUCACAUCACAACGGCCUCUACUGUUUAAAUGAAAGGGUAGUAUAUGUGGGUCGAUGGGAGCAUGGAUUUUUCGCGUACAUUGCGGUGGGCGCAACUAAUGUUGGGAGCAUAGAGGUGAACAUCGACCCCCACUUAGUUACCAAUGUACCGUCAACAACCGGCACAAAACGGAAAUUUUACAGCCAAGUUCCAGACUUGCAAAAACAAUCAAAGAGGUCAGAAUCCACUUCAUACAUCGAUUUGUACUUUGAUGGGCUUCUCCCUCAAUCUACAGGAGAACACUUUGGACAGUUCAAUUUCGGCUCGACGGUGAUACUCAUUUUUGAAGCUCCAUUUGAUUCGUUCCGUUUUACUGUAAAGUCGGACUGUCGAAUCAAGGUGGGACAAUCCGUGGGAGAGAUCCGCAAAGAAACUGAUUAGAAAAUGGUCAGGCGAAUGUAGUGCUUGGUUUCAUGGCAGUGGAUUUUAUCAGUGGCUUAUCAUUCCCUUCGCGAUUCCAGCGCACCAAUCAAGUAGUGCUGAUUGAGAUAUUCAAUAUUUAUAACCGACGCUAUGGCCUUUACUUGACUUUAUUUCAGAU